AUGUAAUUUUUUUCAAAAUUAACAUAAUAUUUUAUCACUAUUGGAUCAAACACUGAAAGAAGAGUGAUGUAUAUUGAUUAUGGCAAUAUGACGAUGAUUAUUUAUUACUUUAUUUAACUUAUUGGAUAUAUAUACAGCCAAUUUGAAAGCAAAUCGAUUAAAUAUUAUGAAAAUGACUAUUUAGCCUAAAUUAGUUAGUUAUCAUCAAUUCCUUUUAUGCUAAUUAUCAUACAUUAUGAUCCAUUAACUAUUUUUGCCUAUUACAGUGUAUUUAUUACCAUAAGUGCUAUUUUUCUAAUUUCCUUACUAUAAAUAUUGUUGAAGGUAUCAUAACUAAUAAUCAAUAGCCACUACCUUUCAAUUCCCCAAUUAAUAAAUUCAUCAAAUUUUACUUUCAGAAUUUUUAAUGGUUUUUUUUGACUCCAUUUAAUGAAUGCAUGGUUGGAGUAAUCACUUGUGGAAGAUAAUCAUAUUUAGCUCAACAUUCAAUAAUUAAGCCCUCUGAAUGCUUUUCUACUAUAUCUCCCCAUUAUUUGAUAAUUAGUUUUACUGGAAUGAUAAUGAUUUCAUUUUCAGGAAUUCUUUCUGUAUAUUGUUUUAGAAACUAUGAAUUUUUAUAAAGAGGAUUGUUAAGAAAAUUCUCAAGCUUAAAUUUUGUAACAAUCUUUUUGCAUUAGCUACUAAUAAUUUUAUCAUUUUGGAAAUUGAUGUACUCCGAUUAUUAUAUUAUUAUUCAUGCUUGCUAUAAUUUGAUUAUGUUGUGUAUUUUAAUUGAUGUAGUGACUAAUAUUCCUUUUGGAUUCACAAAUGAAACAGUAUUCUACUCAAAAAUAUUAUUCAGUUCUUUAUUUUUUGGAAUUUUGAUAACUAUAUGGAUUUUUACGAACAAGGAUGAUGGCAUAAUAUUCUUAACAUACUCCAUUUUUUUACCAGUAAAUUAUAAUAAUUUUAUAGAUAAUUUUUGCAGCUAAUUCUGCUGUUUUUAGUAAUUAUUUUGAAUAAUAGAGUUUGAAAUUUUGUGAAUUUAUCAAUUAUCCUUUAAGUGAAUAGCCCUUAGAAUAUUUACUCUUGCUCUCUCAUCCUUUAACUAUGACACAAACUAGUAUUUGCUAAGCUUUAAAGUAUUUAAAUAUUCAUUGUAAUAAUUGUGAAGAUUUAAAAUGUCCAUGCAAUUAAGACUUAUCUAAAUUUGUUUUAUCGAAUGGACCUUUUGAUAAUGAGAAACUUUAUAUAUGGAUACAAUAUUAAUUUUAAAAAUUAAUAAAAAUAUCAAUGAGAAAGUAGUAUUCAAUGGAAAAUUUUGAAUAAUUAACAAUAAAGUUUUCUACAUUUUUGUAAAAAUAUCGUGAAAAUUCAUAUUUAUCUUAUAAAAGCAUUUAGGAUAUUGUUAUAAAUUUUAAUAGAACUUAAAAGAAUAAUAAAUAAUAUCCUUAAUUUUUUAUGAGUUUAACUAAGAAAAUUCAAUCUGAUACCAAAAAAGAAUUAGAAUAAUUAAAUCGUUCUAAAUUUAUGGUUACAAAAAUGGAAUUUAAAACAUUAACAGAUUUAAAUUUAUUCUUUUUUUAUGAAAAUGAUUUGAUGAUAAAUAUUAAAUAAUAAGUAUAUUAUUGUAAAGAAUUUUGGAUACUCUAUCAAAAUGGUACUCUUAAAGAUUUUAAUGCUUUACUUUUAUAAUCUAAGAAAAUAUUAAAUUAAAUAGAGAAAGUUUAAUAAAUUUAUAGAAUUUUCUAAUAAAAAAGAGAAGAUUCAGAAUAUGAAAAUAUUUUAACUUUUAGAAUUAAUUUAUUAAUAUCUAUAAGUUGUUUAGAUGAUUUAAAUACUUAAUUAAAAAUAGCUGAUAAAUUAUAAGCUAUUUAAAAAGAAUCAUUAUUUACAUCAAAAUAAUAAUUUCACAUUUUAAAAUAUAUUAAUAGUGAAGCUAUUUCUGUAGCAUCUUUGAUAUCUUUUUAAUCAUUUGGUAUGAUUGAUUUAAAAAUAUCAAAUAAUUUUAUAUCAUUUUUUGGAUAUGAUCAUAAUGAUUAAAUAACAUAAAUUGAUUAAUUAUUACCAAUAUAAAUAGGAUAAAUUCAUGAUGGAUUGGUUGAAAAAUUUUUAAUGGUAGGAUAAAGUUCUAAAAUAUAUAAUACUCAAGAAUCUUUUAUAAAAAAUAAAGAUAAUUUUAUUGAAAAUAUUACAAUGUGUUUAACUAUCUCAUUACCAUUAUAAGCUGAUAUUCAUUAUUUUUUCAUUCUAUCACAUUUAUUAAAAUAACAUACUUAUGAAAAAAAAAAUCAAGAUAUUUAUGAAAAAGGGUAUUUAUUAGUUGAUGUUAACUUUUAUGUUUUUGGAAUCAGUGAAAAUAUUUUUAAAAAGAUUACUUAAUUUUCAUAAAAUGAUAUAAUCAAUUUAGAUUAAAUUUAAUAAAAAUUGACAUUAUUUUAAUUGAUUCCUGAUCUUUUUUCAAAAAUGCAAGAAUACUAUAAAAUAAAAUAGCUUUAAAAUUCAAAUCUAGCAAAUUAUGAAGUAUUAUUUUAUAAACAUGGUGGAUCAUUUCAUAUUCCAAAUAAAUAAUUUAUAGAUAAUUAUGAAUAAAAAACAAAAAAUAAGAAUAUUAAUAAUAUAUUAACUAAUAAAAUAAUUAAUAAUAAUCUAAUUGAAAUUGAAAAAUCAUUUAAUUUCUCAAAUAUCAGUUAAUGUUAAUUUUCUAUAGAAUAUUCUGUUGUUUAGAAUUUAUUAAAUCCUCUAAUAAAUGGAAUUAUGUCAGAUUUUUUAUAUUACAAAAUAGAAAUUGAAUUUUAAGAUGAUUCAAAUAAUAGUAAAUCAAUUUUUCAAAUUUUGCCAUCUUAUUAAGAUAUCAAAAAAGAAUAAAUUAAUUCUAAAAAUAAGUCUCCAAAUUAAAGUUAAGUUAUGUUACAAUCAUAUGAAUCAGAAGAUUCAAAUAAUUAAAUUCAUUAAAAAUCUUAAAAGGCUUCUGAAUUAAAAUCUGAAAACUCUCUAUACAAUUAAGUAACAAUGAUGAAUGAAAUAUUAAGUUGUAAUAAAAUGCCAAAGCCAAUACUCAAUUUAAUACUCCUUUUUGUUCUUUAAUUAUUCAUAUUUAUUGUAAUGAUAAUUUUUUUAGCUAUUCUUUUUAACUAAAAGUCAAAAAUACAAUCAAAUUGUGUAAAAAUUAAUUCCAUAGAUUUAGACUUUUUAGAUGGUUAUUCUUAAAUGAUGUCAGGGUCUAGACAUGUAAUUUAUUUUCGUGAUUUUUAUUAAAAUCUUUCUGAUUAAAAGUUGAUGAUUGAUAAGAAUAAUAUAGAAUUUAGUCUUAAUAAUAAAUUAUUAAUAUCUUGGAAUCAUAUUAAUCUUGGGAUUACAAGAUUAAUUAACAUAUAUAAAAUACACAGUCAAACCUUAAAUUAAGGUUCUGAAGAUGAUUUAAACAUUUCAAUUAUUAAUAGUGAUUUAAAAAGUAAAAUAGUAUAAUAAGUUAAAGAUUAAUCUACUUAUUAUUAAGUAAUGUUUUAAAUCUUUUUUAUGUCAAAAUAAACAUUCACUUAAAAUUUAUCAAACUUUUUAUAAAAUUCUACUGAUCCUUACACUACUUAAAUUAGUAGAUCUUUAGUUUAUUAUAAUUAUUUUGAUGUAAGUUAAUUAGUUUAGGCAAAGUUAGAAUCUUGCAAAAGUUAUAAUUAUUAUAUUAAUGAAUAUAUUGAUAGGAUAACAUCAUAUUUCUUUAUAGCUUUGUAUUUAAUAAUUUCAAUAAUUGCAAUUAUUUAAUUUAUUUUUUAUUUUUAAAUAAAAAGAUAAAUUAGUUUUUAUUUAAAAUUGUUUAUUUAAAUAGAUGGUUAAGAUUCAAAUAAAUGUAUAUAAAAAUUUGAUAAUAUUCAUAAAAUCUUAAAUAAUUAAUCAAUAGUUUUAAGUAAAAAAAAUUAUGAGAAAAUUAUAGCUCAACCAUCUGUUUAAUAUGAUAAUCUUAGAACUUUAAAUUUUAAUAAUUAAGUAAAUUUUAUUCAACCUUAAAAAUCUAAAGAAAAGUAAAUCAGAAUUGAUAAUCAUAUUUCUUAUUUUUAUCAUAUAUUUGCUCUAGUUUUAAUAUCCUUAAUACCUAUUGUAUAUGCAUUAGCUUACUAAUUAUAUUAUAACUUGAUUUCAGUUAAUGUUACUCCAAUUAAUGAUUAAGCAAUUUAAGCAUAAUAAAUGAGAUUAAAAUUUAUAACAACUAUCAAUAGAUAUGAUUAAUUUUUAAUCAAAUCUUAUUUUGAAUCUUACUGUAAAUUAUCAUAAUUAAACUCUUCAUUUAAAUGUUCUGCCAAUAAUAUCUAUUCAGACAAUCAAAUUUUAUAAUAAAUAGAUAUGAAUGAAACAAUAAUUUAAGAAGAAUUAACUACUUUUUAAUAAUUAGAUUUUUCUAAUUUUUUCUUUAAUUCAAUAAAUUCAAAUUAAUUUAAUUCAGAAGAAAAAUAAUCUAUUUUGUCUAAAGAUACAUGUUUAUUAACAAAUUGUGAUAUGAAGAAAGAUUUAUUUUAAGAAAGGUUGUUUUAAGAAAAUCUAAACUCUUAUUUCUUUUAAGGAAUAAUUAAACUUCAUUAAAUUGUUUCCUCACUAUAUGUUUAAUUUGAUUUAAUAUAUAAAGGUCUUAAUACAACUGAAGCAAAACUACUUGCAAUUGAAAAUAUUAUGCAAGAUAAUGAUUAUUUAAUAUAUAUCCUCUGGGGAUUGGAUGCCAUUUAAUAUCAAAUUGCAUAAUUUUCUCAAUAUUUUGUUAAUACUUCAUUGACAAUAUUGGAGGACUUUACUUCAAACCUUUUGGUCAAUGUUUUAUAGAGCGGCAUUGGGAUGUUAUUGAUGAUAGUGACAAUUUAAAUUCUUUUCAUUCAAGUCUAAGUGAAGAGAUAGAUAAUUGCAAAAUAAUUAUUCAAAAUUGUUCCUUUGUAAAUCAUUUUUUAGAAAAACAUUCAAAGAUAGUUAACCAUUUUUUAAAGAAAAAUAUAUAAAUGA
Paramecium pentaurelia is the source of this 4962-nucleotide messenger RNA. The record is from the annotation of a GenBank genome assembly. NCBI's taxonomy places the organism in Eukaryota, Ciliophora, Oligohymenophorea, Peniculida, Parameciidae.